AAUCUGUUCUUGUCCUCUCUCCUCCACUUCAUUUAUCUUCACCGCUGAUGUUCCAGAGUUUUCCCUUUAGCUUCCAUAAAUAUAUAUCCUGAAAUAUUCAAGUUUUUGACAAAAAAAAAAAAAACAGUUUACAACUGUUCGUCGGAAAUAAUAUAUUCUGUUUCCUUGAGGAAAAAUAUCCCUUGAAGCUAGAAAACAAAACUAGUUUGAGCACCAAUUGUCAAAGACUACUACCCUAUAAUUCUAUAGUUUUUAUUUUUUCUCUAUCCCCAUUGAAGAUAGGUUUUGAAAUUAGAGGCCGUAUUGAAUCAAUUCAAAGAAUCCCCAAUACCUGUUCAUUGCUAUUGGCCAAAAAAAAAAUUCCAGUUCAUUGCUCUGUUUGGCAAGCAAACAUCUUACAAUUCCAUAUUUGAUUACCAAAUUGAGAACUUGGACUUUAAUCUUAUAAAGUUUUCAUUUUUAUAAUAUUUAAUUUUACUGUCAUCUGUUCUCAACCCAAAGUUCAAGAAAGGUUUUUCUUGUGAAUAUAUACAAGAAUGAUGUAAAUCAUUAAAAAAAAUGGUAUUUUGGAGUAAUAUUAGAAAAAAAAAAAAAGGAAUAAAAGCAAAAGUACCUUACGUGAAAAUGCAUGACCAAAGUACAAAACAAGAGUUGAACAAAGUACUUAUUUAUUACUAUAAAAACGCAUUUAUAUUCUUUUUAUUUUUGGGUUGAUUAUAUGUCUCUCUGCUCUCACUUAAAUUUUGGCCCUUUCUCUCUCUAAGGCCCCUACCUUUAACCCCAUUCUUUCUCUCUUAUUCAUCAGGAUUGUGCAGAUCAGCCUCAACCAAUCUUUUUUUGCUGUUUUUAUAGUUUUCUUCGUUGGUUGUUUUUCAUGAAGAGAAAAAGCUUAGAAUUUACGUAUGGGUUUUUUGAAGUUUUGAAAAAAGAAAGCAAUAAUAGGAUGACGUCGACUUCGGGGGCGGCUUCGGCUUCUAAGAUUUGCUUCAAUUCGGACUGUAAUCACUUGAAAUCGGAAAGACCGACGAAAGGGUGGCGGUUGCGAACGGGAGAGUUGGCUGAGCUCUGUGACCGAUGCGCUUCUGCUUUUGAGGAGAGAAGAUUUUGUGAUGUGUUUCACUUGAAUGCUUCGGGUUGGAGGAACUGUGAGUCAUGUGGGAAGCGGGUACAUUGCGGAUGCAUUGUUUCAGUUCAUGAAUUUACUCUGUUGGAUGCUGGAGGAAUAGAAUGCAUAGCAUGUGCGAGGAAAAAUGUUGUUUUGGGGUCAAAUACUUCGUGGCCACCUUCUUUGCUCUUCCACUCGUCUUUGUCUGAGAGAUUUAAAGACUAUUCUGCAAAAGGUUGGAGUCAGCUAGGUGGUUCAGGUCCUGUACCUUGGCGGCAAGCCCCCAUUUUGUUCAAUUCUUUGACUCCUCAGCCUGAGUUGCAUUCUAGAGUGCCCUAUGAAGUUGACUUAUACACUGGCAUGGACAGACUAAACGUCUCCAACAGAUUAUCUACUCCUUACCUGGAAAUGAAGAAAAUCGACGACUUUUCUGAAAGUUUAAUGAAUGGAACCCUGAAGCUUGGUGCACAUGAUAUACAUGAGAAUGGAGAUGCAGGAAUCCAUUGUGAGGAGCGGCAUAGUUCUUGUUUAACUAAAUCUCAGCAGCCUUCUCUGAAGGAGUCUAAUCCAUCAUUUGUGUUGGCUGUACCUUAUACAUCUCCAGAUGAAGCAAAUGGUCAAAUUGGGGUUUCCAGCACUCAUUUGCAACCAAACCCCCAAUCUUCACUGGUCAAGCAAUUUCCUAGUAAUCUACAUAAUAGGCUUGACUCAUCAGGUGAAACUCAGGUUCGUGAUGGGAGGCCUCGACCCGAUGGCCGUGGAAGGAAUCAAUUAUUUCCUCGUUAUUGGCCUAGGUUUACAGAGCAAGACCUGCAGCAAAUACCUGGAGAUUCAAAUUCUGUAAUCACUCCUUUGUUUGAGAAAAUGUUGAGUGCUAGUGAUACUGGGCGAAUCGGACGUCUAGUGCUGCCAAAAAAAUGUGCAGAGGCCUAUUUCCCACCAAUAUCUCAGCCAGAAGGUUUACCUCUUGAAGUCCAGGAUUCAAAAGGAAAGGAAUGGAUAUUUCAGUUCCGCUUCUGGCCGAACAAUAAUAGCAGAAUGUACGUUUUAGAGGGGGUUACUCCUUGCAUACAGAAUAUGCAAUUGCAAGCGGGUGAUGUAGUAACAUUUAGUCGGUUAGAGCCUGGAGGGAAGUUGGUCAUGGGUUUCAGAAAGGCUUCAACUGCUUCAGCAUCUGAGCAGGACAAUGAAGCCAAAAAUAGUAGUGGAGUUUCUACACAUGGAGAUGCUAAAGUGGCAGAUCCUUCCUCAUGGUCAAAAGUGGAUAAGUCAGGAUGCAUAGCAAAGGAAGCAUUAGGAACCAAACUAGCAGUUUCCAGAAAGAGGAAGGAUGGCACGCUUGGUUCAAAGGGCAAGCACCUAAGAAUUGAUAAUGAAGACCUCAUUGUGCUGAAACUAACAUGGGAAGAAGCUCAAGGGCUACUCUGUCCCCCUCCUAAUCAUGUAGCCGGUGUUGUAGUGAUUGAAGGUUUUGAGUUUGAAGAAUAUGAGGAUGCACCAGUUCUUGGGAAGCCAACAUUAUUAGCAACUGAUAAUUUGGGGGAAAAUAUUCAGUGGGCUCAAUGCGAAGAUUGUUUUAAGUGGCGUAGAUUGCCUUCCAAUGUUCUUCUUCCUUCCAAGUGGACAUGUUCCAGUAACUCAUGGGAUCCAGAAAAAUCUUUUUGUUCAGCCAGUCAAGAAUUGACAACAGAACAGCUGGAAAAUCUGCUGCCACACUGUAAUCCAGCUGCUUUUAACAAAAUGAAGGCGCCUAAACAGGGACCAGAAAAUGUAGAUGCUUUAGCGGGGUUGGAUGCUCUUGCCAACCUAGCUAUCUUGGGAGAGGGUAAGGCUCUCCCUGCUUCAUCUCAGGCCACAACAAAGCACCCCCGGCAUAGACCUGGUUGCUCAUGUAUUGUAUGCAUUCAGCCCCCAAGUGGGAAGGGCCCCAAACACAAGGAGACAUGUACUUGUAAUGUCUGCCAAUCAGUGAAGAGACGCUUCCGCACCCUCAUGCUGCAGCGUGAGAAGAAACAGUCACAAAAAGAAGAAGAAACCACGCGCAAGAAGCAGCAACUUUCAUUGCAUGAUAAAGUAUUGGAUGAUGACCCUCUCCCCUGUACUAAUGCAGGAUAUGGCAGUCCAAACCCAAAAAAAGUUACCACUGAGGGUUCAGAUGAUGAUCCUAACAGAGUAAAAUCCUCAACUUCAACUUUUAAAGGUCAAAUUGACUUGAAUAUCCAGCCAGAGCGAGAAGAGGAGCUAUCACCUGGUUCAGAUUCUGGCAUUACGAUGAGAUUGCUUCAAGAUGCCACUGAGAGGUACCUUAGGCAGCAAUGUAUAUUGAGCUCUAGCGGCAAUAGUAAUUCAGAAGUUACUCAGACACAACCUCGUGGAGGCACAGAAGGAGAAAAGAUCACCACCAGUGUCAACCUUGGAGCCAGUAAUCAACAUGCUGACAGGGACCAUCCUGCAGUUUUCUCUAUUAAAACAUCUGCACCCACAUCAGCCACUAGGUAGAUCAACGUACCAUAUGUUACAUUGACCAUUAACAAAUAAUCACUAUCUUGUUGAGGGCGGUACAGUUUUGGUUACACGUAUAUCCACAUCGGCAUUGUUCUUCACGGCUAUCCAGUUUGGGUGAUUGGUUUUUUUACUGUCAUCCUCUCGACACUAAUGUGAGAGGAUGCCCAACCACUGAAAAAAAAAUGGGGAGGGGGUUUAAUGAUGCAAAUAUAACCCAUUGGGGUAGAGGUUGAAGCUAUGUUAGUUCAUGUUAGGAGCUCACCUGCUACACUUGGAGAAGAAUCGAGGAUGUAAAUUAAGUGCCUGCUUUUCCAGUCAGUAAAAGAGAAAUUGCAUUCUGUUGAUUUUAUAUUGUUUUAUUGCCUUGCGUGUGAUAUUUCAUCUAGUCAGAUCGAAGAGCGUGCACAAGGGUAAUGGAGUAUAAUCUUCAAACCUGUCCUAGACUGACUGGUAAACUGAAAAUCAUGUGAUUUUUUCAUCAAAAAGAAAAAUUGUGAUUUUCGUUUUCAAAAAGAAUUCUAUACACUGGAGCCAUUGUUUAAGUAGGUUGUGCAGAGAAAUGAAAGAAAAAAAUCCAUCGUAUCAACUAGUUUCUGACAUGUUUUAAGGGGUUUGAACUAUGCCAAGUGACAAGACAUAAGCUGCUACUUUGCUGGGGUCAAAUUUAAGGAUUCCAAAUCAGCAUUAAGAGGAUUAGAUUCAAGGUCUAAACCUGGAUGGAUUAAAAAUUGGCGACUUGGAGAUGGAAUAGAUAGAAAUGGACGUGAUGAAUAGAUUGAACACGGGCAUUUUGCUGCUUAAGAGGAUUGUGAUGGAUUCAUGGAUAAAAAAGGAUGACCAGGUCAACCAAGCUAUCUUGGUAUCCACUGAAAAGAGAAGUGCCAUGGAUUGUUCUCAAACUAAUUGAAUGGUCUGCCUUUUUUUAGAUUAGCUAUUCUCAAAUAACCUUGUGCCUCUAAUACCUUCUUUCUUGCCAAAAAUAAGAGAAAUUAGCCUGUUCCUGGAUUGAUGACAGUUUUCCUUUUGUCACCUCCUCCCUCGCUUGCCGAUUGCAGUUGAUGAAGAGAAAGACAAAGCCCCAUGUUUCCCUGAAAUUCCAAAUGCAGUAAGAAAGACAUUACAGAUUAAUAUUAGACUAGUUCAAACACAGCUUCAUCAAUCCUUCGGGGUAAACUUCAUAAAUAUUUACCCAAAAAAAUAAGUAG
Molecule: messenger RNA, 4815 nt
Organism: Durio zibethinus
Lineage: Eukaryota; Viridiplantae; Streptophyta; Magnoliopsida; Malvales; Malvaceae
Product: B3 domain-containing protein Os07g0563300-like
Molecular function (GO): zinc ion binding; DNA binding
Source: RefSeq, a predicted model, not a curated record